This is a messenger RNA of Nipponia nippon (crested ibis), 603 nucleotides long. Lineage: Eukaryota; Metazoa; Chordata; Aves; Pelecaniformes; Threskiornithidae. The record is from RefSeq and is a predicted model, not a curated record.
UUUAGAUUCAUCUGCAUUUAUCCAGCAUAUUUGAAUAACAAGAAGACAAUAGCAGAAGGAAGAAGGAUACCUAUAGACAAAGCUGUUGAAAAUCCCACAUCUACAGAAAUCCAAGAUGUAUGUGCAGCAGUUGGAUUCAAUGUGCUAUUAGAGAAAAAUAAGAUGUAUCCUAGAGAGUGGAACAGAGACAUGCAGUACAGAGGCAGAGUACGAAUCCAGCUCAAACAAGAUGAUGGCAACCCAUGUUUACCUCAGUUUCCAACACGUAAAUCAGUGAUGCUGUAUGCUGCAGAAACCAUUCCCAAACUGAAAACAAGAACCCAAAAGAUGGGAGGUAGCGAUCAAAGUCUUCAGCAAGGAGAGGGAGGCAAGAAGGGUAAAGGGAAGAAAAAGAAAUGAGCUGACAUCUGGAAUAAUUGUUACAUCCCAUAGUUGUACUUAGGACAAAUAUGAAUGGACACAUUACUUGCUGCAACUUUGAAGUGAAAGAUACAAGCAAGAAAUAAACAGGUGAAACUGAAUAGAACUGCCUGCUUUUCUUGGAACUGGAAUGCAUGUCGCUGCCUCGCAUCUGUGUAACAAUAAAUCUGUCUUUACACACAA